Messenger RNA from Hypoxylon trugodes, 2457 nucleotides. RefSeq lists its product as uncharacterized. NCBI's taxonomy places the organism in Eukaryota, Fungi, Ascomycota, Sordariomycetes, Xylariales, Hypoxylaceae. The coding region runs from base 1 to 2457 and encodes 818 amino acids. Gene Ontology annotation, molecular function: protein binding. The record is from RefSeq and is a predicted model, not a curated record. The transcript is spliced from 3 exons.
AUGGUCAUCAAGAUUCACAAUAUGCGGCUAUGGGCUGUGAUAGGAACUAUCAUGAAUGUUCAUGAGAUUCAGGUUGGCCAGAUGUCAGUGGAUGGUCUUAUGCUAUUCAAGUACCGGUUAUACCUUCGCGACAAGUUAAAAUAUCUUCGACAACUUUGUUUUGAUGAUCAUCAAUCAAUUCUAGAGAGGUCUCUCCUCUCCCUGUUGGUUACUAAUACCCUGUUAGAUCCGCAGCUUCUCAAGAGCUAUGGCUUCUUAUGGCUGUGUAAUAGAGGAUAUAUGGAUAUGGACGAAUGGGAAUGGUUCUAUGGAACACAUUGUAUCCCCAAAUAUGGCAAAUCUCAAGCCGAAACCUCCGAUGAGCUUCGGAGUUCAGUUUCAGCUGAGCCUUUACGACUAGACGACGGGGACGACGGGGACGACGUGGAUAUCGAGGUUGAUUCGCGUAAAGUUUUCAGCUCCCCCAAACCAAUUCAUCAUCAGAUAUGCUCUUCCAGAUUCUACGAAGAGUGUAAGCUUUUGGCAAACACUCACCCCGAAUAUGCCUCAUUAAUACGGUACAAACUUGUUCCAAGCUUCAGAUCCAAUACUUGGGGAGUUGUUAAUGAUUCUCCUGCAAGCCAUGUUCAAUUUCCCACGAGGUUUCUCCUAACAACCAUACGAUGUAACUGCAUUCAGGUCGCCGGCUUAUUACUAAAGCAUGGAUUCGACCCGAACUCUGUAGAAGUGAGAGAGACACCUCUCAGUGUCGCUGCUGAGACUAACUCAAAAUUGCUCAUUAGACUCCUGCUAAGUUAUGGUGCCGAUGUGCAAAUUGCGAUUCUCGUGAUAAAAAACCAGGACUUGGCAUUCGAGGAUGACGAUUUGGAUGGAAAAUCCAGGAAACUCAGGGCUAUUGGCAAACUAAUUAGGCUAUCUGAUACCUAUUUCAGCGACUUAUCUCGGAAGGCAACACAUACCAAUUUCCAACUUAUGCGACUGAGAAAUAAAUUUUGGGGCGAGCAUAGCACUAUCGUAUGUGUUGCUAAGGACGAAUUCCAGAAAGGCAAAGGCUCCCUAUGGGUAGAACCGUACUACCGCUCCGGCAAAGAACGAUCUUAUUCCUCAGUCCCCCGGGACGCCACUAAUUUGACACGAUAUUUGGGGGCGAAUACUAGCUCGGCGUGGACUACGCCGACUCCAAAUAGCCUGUUACAAUAUUGUAGAACGAACAUGGCAAUCUCAAGUGACUGGGCACGGCAUCUUGAGAUGGACACGGGCUCAGCCUGGACCCUAGCAGUCUCUACAAUGCGUCAGCUAUGUACUGGGGCUCCCCCCACUACCUGCAACGAAGUGAUUCUGUUCCUUUGUCUGGCGAAGUCGAUGGCCGGUAUUGUCGAUGAUGGUUCCCAGAAACUAGAACGCGCAUUUUUUGACGACAUUUCUCGUUGGCAACUCACAUUACGCAAUCCUUACGAAAUCGAUUUAUUCAUCGCCGCAACGAAGGCAAUCUGGAAUAUUGACGCUAGGAUGUCUACGAAAGGCGACAUUCUAGGCCACAAACUGUUCACAAAAACAUUGCAAAGGUUUCAAGAUCUUACAACUCUGCUGGCUAGUCAGGCUAUGCAUAUUCUCCAAGUAUCCGGCCUUGAUGACUUAAGCCUCGAGAAAGUGCAACGUCGAUGCCAAGAAAGACAAAGACGUAUGAGUACAGGGUCAUUCGAACCCCUGGAGUCUGUAAACACACCAGAUUUAGCACCUAAAAUUACAGCGGAACCAAUCGAAAUAUCGCCAUAUAGCGAUAUUUCAACUUGCGAUGACAAUCCUCCCGAUGUCAAUCCCCACCUGGCAAUCCUAUUAGCAGGCGCUAUAUUCGCCAUCAUGCUGGCUUUCCUGCUCGUGUUGCGCAAUCCACUAUAUGCUACUGCCGUUGGGGUUUUCCUAGCACUGGAUGCAGUCGGGUGCGAUCCUACGCGCCUUGUCGAACGUAAUUACGAGCUACUGAAAUUGUUCAUUCAAAUCAGCAUCGAUACUGCUAGCAGCGAUGGGGCGACAUCGGUUCAAGAAGUGCCGUGUAUCUUAAGGUUUAGACAUACCGUAUCCUCUUGCUUCGGUAACAUUUCCCAAGCUUCUGAACAGCCUUCGUUUGCGAGUGGAUCUAGCAGCGACAGCGGUACACUGCUGGCGUCUAAUGGACAAGUAAGUCCAUCAACAAUUGCACGGUUAACAACUUCAGCACGUUUACCGGCCAGCGGGGAAAAGAAAUUUAUCUGCGAUGUGUGUGGUCAUGGCUUUGAUACGAGAUCAAAUCAUGGGAAACAUUACAGAGACAUGCACGAGAAGAAACGCUACCUUUGCUCUGUUCCAGGAUGUGGAAAGUCCUUCCAGCGCAACGAUAUUAGAGGUCGGCAUGAGGAAAAACGUCAUUUUAUUAUAAGGACAGGCGUUCGCAAGAGAGUGAAGCAACACACUCCGUGA